Cylindrotheca closterium is the source of this 1062-nucleotide messenger RNA. NCBI's taxonomy places the organism in Eukaryota, Bacillariophyta, Bacillariophyceae, Bacillariales, Bacillariaceae. The record is from the annotation of a GenBank genome assembly.
AUGAUGAAAGGAGUGUGGAAUGUGUUAAUAAUUGUUCUCUUAUUGUCCAAGCAAACGCCGGGCUUUGAUUCACAACCAAGGGGGCGGCUUGGUUUUCUCCCAGGAAAUUCGUUUGCCUUGUUCGAGAAGCCCGGCAGAAGAGAAAGGAAGAUCCAAGAGAAACGUGAAGAGUAUCAACUUCGAAAAAGGUUAUGGUUAGAACGUUAUGGGACAGUUGAAGCGCUACAGCAGACAUUUGGGGUGGCACCGCCGUUCGGUGACUUGUCCCCAGAGCAGACCCGACGACUUUAUCAUACGCUUCUGCCUCGUUCUUUGCUUGGAUUGUAUGAGAUGGGAGUGAUGAAACCUGAGGAACUGGCUCCACUGGCGUACAAUGCGAGAAUAGCUGCAAAAGAGUAUGCACGGUCAAGAUGUGUUUGGACCGCACGGCUCAUGACAACAGCCUUUGACAUUUACAGAGGUCGCCUAGGCAAGUCAUCCUCCAUGUCUUGGGAAGAGUUGUACAAGAAGUAUGAAGCUCAGAUCGUCGAAGAAGAGUGCAAUAGUGAAUUGAAUGGUAAUCAAUCUGACGACGAAGACUUGACCAUGAGAAUAUACCUUCGUAUUUUGGAGAAAAGCUGCUCAACAAACCAAGCAUUUGAUUCCAUGUUUCUAAAUGAAGAAGAGGACGAUGAAGAUAGUGGCUAUCUUGACUCUGUUGCCACAAAGCUAGAAGAUGAUGUCCGCUAUAUCUUAUUACCUCCCAACGAACGAGCUAAAGCAAAGAAAGUGAAGCGCCAGAUGGAAAAGGCCGAAGAGAAAAUGGCAGAGAAAAAAACAAAGAUUGAAAAGAAAGAACUUAGUAGGCAAAAGGCUGUGCGAAAGCGACUUCGACAAAAACGACGACUUAAGGCUGCAGAAGACAGCGAUCACGAGAUUCAACACGACAAGGCUACCACAGUAAAGAGCACGAAGAAGACUGUUGAGGAUUCGAACAGCAUGCCUUCGCAGCGUUGGACCAUUCUGAGGAUUCUUGCAGGAACACGUCGUAAGGAUAAAAAGAUCAGCAAAGAGAAAAUUUAA